CUUCAAUCCUUACAAACUAACUAUAUAUAGUCAUCACAUGUUUUGACUUUUGACUAGCGGGAAAAUAAAACAAAAAGUCAGAAAAUGCAAGCCAAAUUGUAAUCCAAAAUGAUCACGUCCCAAAAUUGCAAAAAAUUCCACCUACUCCUCCAAUGGACGACCAAUACUCCCUAAUGCUUAAAUAUAGGUAGUGGUAACCUCAGUGUGUGGUUGGUGAGAGAGACCCCACCGUCUGGUUCACCAACCACCCCAAACUGGGGGCAUUUCAGGAGUUGGUGAAAAAUCCUUUCUUUUUUAAACUAUUCAUCAUUUUCCAAUCCUCAGUUUCACCCACCCUAACAAUCCAUUCCCGAUUAACUCUUCCGGCGGAACAUGGCAAAGGAAGCUCCACCAUCGCCGCCGCCGAACUUCUGGGGCGACAUGCCGGCGGAAGAGUACUACUCCUCCCAAGGAGUCCGAAACACCAAGUCCUAUUUCGAUACUCCCAACGGCAAGCUCUUCACUCAAUCCUUCCUUCCACUUGACCCGCAACAGCCGAUCAAGGGCACUGUGUAUAUGAGCCACGGUUACGGAUCGGACACCGGCUGGCUUUUCCAGAAGAUUUGCAUCAAUUACGCCACCUGGGGUUACGCCGUCUUCGCCGCCGACUUGCUCGGACACGGCCGGUCGGAGGGUCUCCGGUGUUACCUCGGCGACAUGGAUAAAGUUGCGGCGACGUCGCUUUGUUUCUUCAAGAGCGUCAGGUACAGCGACGGGUAUAAGCACCUGCCGGCGUUUCUGUUCGGAGAGUCAAUGGGUGGACUUGCCACUUUGCUCAUGUACUUCCAAUCCGAGCCCGAUACGUGGACCGGAAUCAUCUUCUCGGCCCCACUCUUCGUCAUCCCGGAACCUAUGAAGCCAUCCCGGGUUCAUCUGUUCGUGUACGGAUUGUUGUUCGGUUUGGCAGACACAUGGGCAGCAAUGCCGGACAACAAGAUGGUGGGAAAGGCCAUAAGGGACGUUAACAAGCUGAAGAUUAUUGCCAGCAAUCCGAGGAGAUACACCGGUCCGCCGCGGGUCGGAACCAUGAGGGAGUUGCUCCGGCAAACAGAGUAUGUCCAGAACAACUUCCACAAGGUCACGGCGCCGUUCUUGACGUGCCACGGGACCGCGGACGGAGUGACUUGCCCGUCAGGUUCGAAGAUGUUGUACGAGAAAGCAAGCAGUAAAGAUAAAACCUUGAAGCUGUAUGAAGGAUUAUAUCAUUCGUUGAUACAAGGGGAGCCUGAUGAGAGUGCUAAUAUGGUGUUGGCUGAUAUGAGGGCUUGGAUCGAUGAAAGAGCUGAGAAAUAUGGUCCCAAAAUGAAUGGACACUAAAAAACCCAAUUGUCCGGUAUUCAAUUUAAAUGUUGAUCAUCCAUUGCUUUCUUUACAAUGAAAGAUUGAUAUAUGUAGUUGAACUUUGGAAAUUAUGAUCAAUGGGCAUAAAUUAUUGAUAGCUCAUACAUAUAUUGGUCCAUGUGUGCCCAAAUUCAAUUGGUCUAAGUUGUCAAACUCUCAAUGUUAUUAAUUGUUAUGGAAAUGAAUCUAAUGCAGAUAGAGAUAGAAAAAGAGCUUGUUGCAACCUAGAAAAUUCUACCAAUAAGUUGGUGGAAUUAGGUUUUCCUUGGAAUGACAAAAGAGAAUUGUAGGCUGCAUAGUGUUGGAAAGCUCGUAAAGUAGGAAGGGAUGGACGAUGCUAUGACUCAUACAAGAGCUUUCCCAAAUGGCUAAAGCAAGGUCAAUAUUACACUCUUCAGUCUUCAUAUAACUUCUCUAGGAGUUGAAUGUUUACAAAGCGAAAGAAAUUUCAACUUUCAC
Oldenlandia corymbosa var. corymbosa is the source of this 1839-nucleotide messenger RNA. NCBI's taxonomy places the organism in Eukaryota, Viridiplantae, Streptophyta, Magnoliopsida, Gentianales, Rubiaceae. The record is from the annotation of a GenBank genome assembly.